Salvia splendens (bonfire salvia) is the source of this 1335-nucleotide messenger RNA. RefSeq names its product glutathionyl-hydroquinone reductase YqjG. NCBI's taxonomy places the organism in Eukaryota, Viridiplantae, Streptophyta, Magnoliopsida, Lamiales, Lamiaceae. The transcript is spliced from 6 exons. The record is from RefSeq and is a predicted model, not a curated record. Gene Ontology annotation, molecular function: glutathione transferase activity. Gene Ontology annotation, cellular component: cytoplasm. The coding region runs from base 34 to 1155 and encodes 373 amino acids.
UUGGUGGCUGCCGAAAAAAAGGAAAAGAUUGCAAUGAUUGUUUUAAAACCAAUUCGCAUUUUAAGACCCCAACUCUACCUCAAAAACUACCUAAUUCAAUUAGAAUCAAGAAAUUUACAGACAAAUUCCCUUCGAAUCUUCAACAGCUCUCUUUCUAGAUUCAGCACAUCUCUGAAAAUGGCGCAUUCGGCUCUGGAUGAGAUGUCAGCAACUGGUGCUUUCGUUCGUACUCCUUCAACUUUUCGUAGCUUCAUUUCAAGGGACCCCUACUCCCAGUUCCCCACUGAAGCCGGGAGGUAUCAUUUGUAUGUGUCUUACGCUUGUCCCUGGGCUUCGAGGUGCAUCACGUACCUCAAGAUCAAAGGGCUCGACAAAGCAAUAAGUUUUAGCUCAUGCAAGCCAAUAUGGGGGAGAACGAAGGACACCGAUGAGCACAUGGGAUGGAUCUUUCCCAUCUCCAACGAUGAGGAGCCGGGUGCAGAGCCGGACACUCUAAAUGGAGCGAAGAGCAUAAGAGAAUUGUACGAGUUUGCAAGUUCAACUUACUCGGGCAAGUUUACAGUUCCGGUUCUUUGGGAUAAGAAGUUCAAAACAAUUGUGAACAACGAAAGCGCUGAUAUCAUCCGCAUGUUCAACACAGAAUUCAACGACAUUGCUGAGAAUGCAGCCGUGGACCUCUACCCUCCUCACUUGCAAAACAAGAUCAACGAAGUAAACGAUUGGGUGUAUGAUGGGAUCAACAACGGCGUCUAUAGAUGUGGAUUUGCAAAGAAACAAGAACCCUACGACGAGGCUGUAACGAAAUUAUACGAAGCUCUAGACAAAUGUGAAGAGUCUCUCAGCCAGCAACGGUACAUGUGUGGCGAUGCACUGACUGAAGCAGAUGUACGCUUGUUCGUCACCCUCAUAAGAUUUGACGAGGUUUACGCGGUUCACUUCAAAUGUAACAAGAAAUUACUACGCGAGUAUCCAAACAUCUUCAACUACACAAAGGACAUUUUCCAGAUCCCGGGAGUUAGCAGCACGGUGAACAUGGAGCACAUCAAGAGGCAUUACUACGGAAGCCACCUGGGCAUCAAUCCGUUUGGGAUCAUUCCACAAGGUCCAAACAUCGAUUACUCGGCUCCACACGACAGAGACAGGUUCUCUAAGUAGGGUUGUUUCUGUGAGGCGUUUUAUCAGCUUGUAAUUUAUCAGUGCAAGUUUGUUUUGUUUGAGUUCAUGUGUAAUGAAUGUUAUUUCCUUGUUCAUUUCUGGUGAAAUUAGUUGAAAAGGUUUGAUUUUUUUUUUAUUGUUGCUAAACUUAUUGUAAUAAAAGCAUUGAUUUUUCAGUUA